AUGUGGCUGCUUGGUACCGCUCGCGCCAACCUCGUGUUCUUUCCCCGUACCGAGGACGUCCCGGGAGGCUUCGCGAUCCUUUCUCACACCUGGCAAGACGACGAAGAUACCUUUCAAAACGUUCAGCUAUUGAAUAAAGAGGCCAAUCAGGCCGGCGAGGAGCCCCCACACAAUCCAACCGCUCCACCAUGGUUCAACCCUCGCGAUCGCCUCUCACACAAGGUCAGCAAGUUCCUCGAACGUGCCGAGAAGGCUGGUUACAAGUACGCCUGGGUCGACACGUGCUGCAUCGACAAAACGAGCAGCGCAGAGCUCACCGAGGCCAUCAAUUCCAUGUUCACUUACUACGCCCGGUCCAGCAUCUGCGUUGUAUACCUCAGCGACGUGGUGAUGGACGGCGUGCCGCUCUCAGGGCCGCUAUCGCACGCAUCAAAUCCACAGGAUCUGCGGGACGCGUUCAAGAGGAGCAGGUGGCACGAGCGCGGCUGGACGUUGCAAGAGCUCCUUGCUUCUCCCUUUGUCGUCUUCUUCUCCCGGGAUUGGGUCUUUUUGGGGAACAAGAUCGAGCUCUCGACUCUUCUCGCGGAGUCCACCGACAUCCCUGCACCCGUCCUUCGUUUCGAGACGCCGAUCACGGAUAUGAGCAUCGCGACUCGCAUGUCUUGGGCGUCGCAGAGGGUGACGACCCGGCCCGAAGAUGCCGCGUAUUGUCUGUUCGGGAUCUUCGGAGUCAACAUGCCGACGCUCUACGGAGAAGGCAGCGAGAACGCCUUCUAUCGCCUACUGGAGGAGAUCAUGAAGACUUCAAGGGACCCCUCUCUGUUCCUCUGGCAGUGGCCAUCGAGUUACACUGAUCUCGACGCGCUGCUCUCCACUCUCUCCACUCAAAGUUCCACUAGCCGUCACAUCCUUCCCUCCUCUCCAGCGCAUUUCACUCAGUGCAACACAUUGAAGUAUGACGCCGAUACUCGUAUGUCAAUCCACGAAAAAGAGGUAUAUUUAUCAGUAUACUUACUCUGCCAAUCGCCCCUCACUCGUUAA
Epithele typhae is the source of this 1041-nucleotide messenger RNA. RefSeq names its product HET-domain-containing protein. The coding region runs from base 1 to 1041 and encodes 346 amino acids. Lineage: Eukaryota; Fungi; Basidiomycota; Agaricomycetes; Polyporales; Epitheliaceae. The record is from RefSeq and is a predicted model, not a curated record. The transcript is spliced from 2 exons.